This is a messenger RNA of Amorphotheca resinae ATCC 22711, 3243 nucleotides long. RefSeq lists its product as hypothetical. The record is from RefSeq and is a predicted model, not a curated record. Gene Ontology annotation, molecular function: phosphatidylinositol binding. The transcript has 3 exons. Gene Ontology annotation, cellular component: intracellular membrane-bounded organelle. Bases 1 to 3027 code for a protein of 1008 amino acids. NCBI's taxonomy places the organism in Eukaryota, Fungi, Ascomycota, Leotiomycetes, Helotiales, Amorphothecaceae.
AUGAACGGCGGAGAUACGACAAGCAGCGAUAGCCUCGCCGCCGCCAAGGACGAGGCCUAUCUACAACGAGACAGCGUGGAGCAAUUGACUACGCGCGCCUUGCGCUUCCUUUCGACAGCUUCGAGUGAGACGAUCGGCGGAAUUGCUGUUGGGCUGGCAGCAUGCACAUACUUGGUCUUGGGCAGAGUGGGACUCGUACUGAUAGGGGCGCUCGGGGGAAUUGCUCUACAUGCAACGUGGGAAGGCCAAAAUUCCCUUACUGGCACAGAUGGGGACGCGCGAAGGGAGAAGGGACUUGAUAUUGUCAAGAGGAUAUUGGACUUCAGAGAAAACCAUGCAAAUGACCUGGACGACGACGAAGAGCCUGAGAACGGCACCGUGGGAACUGGUUUUGACGCCUUCCAGCCAGAAACUGCAGCGGCUCUAAAUGAACUGGUGGAAGCGGUCAUCAAGGAUUAUGUUAAGUGGUGGUAUCAUCCCAUGCUUCCUAAAGAACAGUCUUUUCCAGCAGCAUCCCGUCAAACACUCACAAAAUUUAUCUUGUCCGUCUCUUGUCAUCUCUCGAGAAAGCGUCCGGCCGAUGUGUUCCUCGACUUCCUCACGAAUUCCUCCUCGAUCGCCAUAGUCUUUCUCAAUGAAUUGUCCAGCGCACUCUCUAUCUCGCAGGGCUCUACCGUCCCGGCCGCCGAAGCUAUACAAAAGUACCUGGCCGCCAAUCCCGAAUCGAACCUCGCCAAUGUGCUGAGUACGAGACAGCAGGCGAAGAAGUUCAAGAUGAUUGCCGGAGAUAUAUUGCAGAACUUUUUGGAGAAGCCAGCAUACGACUGCAUCCCAGUGAGAAUCUUCUUGAGGGAGGUUCUAGCAGGGAUGGUUCUCGAGGGAGCUCUCAAGAGCUGCUCUAAACCUGAAUGGAUCAAUAAGUGGAUAAUCUAUCUUCUUGAACAAGGGGAGCCAGACAUCAGUCAGGCUAUAGACGCAGGGGUGGGUACCGGAAAUGGGUUUGCAGACUCUUUAGAUGUCAUUGACGGUAAUGUUGGGAACAUCGGGAUUGCGAAACCAUCAAAAUCGCAAGUUGCGAAGCAAGAGGAUAAGAAACAUAAGAAACGUCUGAGUAAGGCAGAAGAGGCUAUGGAGGAGGCCAUGCAAGAAGCCAGGAGGCUCUCUCAGUUGAUAGCGGCUGAGGAUGCAAAGAAGCUCCAGAAAGCAGAACGAAUAUCUGAAGAGAUACCAAAGUCUCUUGUAGCAGUUUCCGGACCAAAUUCCCAGUCACAGGAUCCCAAUCCAACAAGACUCACCACUACUUCUUCCACAAGCCUCGAUCAGAUCGUGGCUCAACCAGAUCCCACUGCCUCUCAAGAUGAACCCCCAAUCACUCGCAGCAAGACAGCCUCCCUGACACUCCACAAUGCAAACAUUCUAAUUCAUGAUGAUUCGAUGCCAGUGGACAAAGGAAAAAUACGCAGCAAGCCAACCGGAGACUAUCUCCUACAAAUCGAGCCAGCAUCUUCCCAACAUCCUGGGUGGAUGACUGUACGGAGAUACUCUGAUUUCGAAACAUUACAUGAGGUUUUGAGACGCAUUGCACAAGUUUCAGGCGUCAUAGCCUUCGCAGAACAGCACCAAGCCCUUCCCAGCUGGAAGGAUCAUACAAAGGCUUCCUUGCGUGGAGAGCUAGAGCGCUAUUUACGUGAUGCCUGCUGGUAUCAACCUCUUGCAGAAAGUGAAGGGAUGAAGCGUUUUCUUGAAAAGGAUCCAGGGCAAUCGUCAAAUUUGAAUCAAAAGUCAGGCUUUUCAGGAAUUGGUUGGUCGCCAUCAGCUUUCGAAAAUAUGGGCAAGGGAGUACUGGAUGCGCUUACAAGCGCACCUAAAGGCGUUGCUGAGGGCGGCAAGGUGAUCAGUGGUGGUAUAACUGGCGUUUUCACGAAUAUUGGUAAUUUAGGCCAAAAGAAAACGAAUGGCGGUUCGAACAACAUCGAGAUGCACUCAGCCGGGCGCUCUUCAACGUCGACAUUACCAAUAAUAGACAACGCGACCCCGCUCUCUGGUUCCAGAAAAGGGAGAGCGAGCGAGGAUAGCCUACGAGCAUCGCCUAUUGUCCAGACUCAACCUUCAAAAUUUCCGCCCAUGGAACGCAGGCCAAGCUAUAACUCAAUUGCUGAAGACGAUCGCGAUCGCGACCGUGAGCCUCGGGCAUCAUCCGAAAGGUCUUCAAUAGGCGGGCGAAGGAGUGGGACUCAAAGUCGAGAUCCAAGCCGCGCUCCAUCAAGAAAAGGAACUCCUCUCCCUUCCCCUGUCCAGGAUGAAAUUCGCUUGCCUCCGCCACCUAGCGACAUUUCUGAUGACUAUGCAUCUCAACCAGACGUUUCUAGUCCAGCACCUUCUCGUAGAGACAGUAGCACACCCACAACACGAACCUCCACUAGCACUGCGCCAUUUCCACAAUCGCCCGGUCGGCCGUCACUUUCCGCACCAAGAAGACCUUCUUUACAAGUAACACAGGCGUCAUCUCGGAAAGGUCGAAAGGAAUGGGCGCCACUUACGGAGCAAGAAACCCGAGUAGCAGUAGAGCUUAUAUUUGCGGUGGUCAACGAGGUCUAUACUCUCUCCUCAGCCUGGAACAUCCGCCGAACAUUGCUCACCGCGGCCAAGACGUUUCUUUUGCGGCCAGGGAACCCCUCUUUAUCUUCUAUCCAAUCGCUCAUCCAAGAUUCCGUCAUUGCAACCAAUACUUCUGAUGAAGGCGUUGCAGCUAAUCUUCGCAAGCUUCGACAGAAUGCACUGCCUACCGAGGAAGAACGGAAGGCAUGGCCAGCGGAAAUGUCGAUGGAAGAAAAGGAGAGGCUGCGGGUCAAAGCGAGGAAGUUACUAGUCGAGAGAGGUGUUCCUGCGGCCUUGAGUGGCGUAAUGGGCCAAGCUGCCACUAGUGAGGCGAUGCAACGAGUAUUUGACGCGCUUCAAGUUGAAGAAGUAGCACGGGGUUUAGUAUUUGGGCUCCUAUUGCAAGGCGUUCGGGCAGUCACGCAUUGAAGGCCUCGGCAUAAUAGUAUAUACCUACCUUAAGGUGUAUAGGGGUGUAUGAUUAAAGGCCACACGUUGAUGUUUUUCUUUGGUUAGGUUGUAUAAUUAUGUGUAUAUGAGUAGGUACUUACCUAAGGUACCUUAUGCAGAAGAAAUAUGAUUAACGGUUUAAGCUAUGGUACCUUGUUCUAGAUAAUGUACGUAUAGUAAGGUAGUAGUAACAUC